Messenger RNA from Ascochyta rabiei, 795 nucleotides. RefSeq lists its product as uncharacterized. The record is from RefSeq and is a predicted model, not a curated record. The coding region runs from base 1 to 795 and encodes 264 amino acids. Lineage: Eukaryota; Fungi; Ascomycota; Dothideomycetes; Pleosporales; Didymellaceae. Gene Ontology annotation, molecular function: oxidoreductase activity, acting on NAD(P)H, oxygen as acceptor. Gene Ontology annotation, cellular component: intracellular anatomical structure. The transcript is spliced from 4 exons.
AUGAACGCGGUCCCUGAAUCUGGUCCCGUCAAGACCGUGCAGCUCAAGGACAAAGUCAUCGCCAUCACCGGCGCAAACAGAGGCAUCGGUCUCGGGAUAGCAGACUGCUGCCUCUCCAACGGCGCGUCUAAAAUCUACUCCAUCGACAUCGGCGAGACAGGCGAUGACUUCGCUGCCGUUUCGAAAAAGUACCCGGGCCAGAUCUUUGCGAUCCAGGCCGACGUGACGAAAGAAGAGUCAGUGCAAGCGGCAGUUGACAGGAUUUUGGAAGAAGCGGGGGGUUUGCACGGCAUGGUAUGCAAUGCAGGCCGCACAAAGCAUAAGCCGGCACUGGACUUCACGACGGAAGAAAUAGACCAGCUGUGGGGCGUGAAUCUCUACGGAUCAUUCUACACGGCGCGCAGCGCAGCCCGGGCCUUCAUCAAGCAAGGCGUCAAAGGCUCCAUCGUCUUCACUGCAUCCAUGGCCUCGCACCGUCCCAAUAAGCGUGUCCCCUCAGCCCCCUACGGCGCCUCCAAAGCCGGCGUCAAGAACAUGACGCACACGCUCGCUAUAGAAUGGGCGCAGUACGGGAUCCGCGUCAACAGCGUGUCGCCAGGCCUGGUCAAGACGGCCAUGACGUACUGGGUUGAGCAGCAGCCAGACUGGGAGCAGCAGCUCAAGUAUUACGGGGGUAUUCCGCGGCUGGCUGAGGUGGAGGAGCUGGGCGGCGCGUACGUGUACUUGCUCAGUGAUGCGGCGAGUUAUACGACGAGUAUUGAUAUCCCUGUGAAUGGCGUUAUUGGGAUCUGUUAG